Messenger RNA from Prunus armeniaca (apricot), 318 nucleotides. The record is from the annotation of a GenBank genome assembly. NCBI's taxonomy places the organism in Eukaryota, Viridiplantae, Streptophyta, Magnoliopsida, Rosales, Rosaceae.
AUGGUGUUUAUAGCUUGGAAGGAUAUGAGGAGGAAGGAAAAGCUUGGACAGCUGAGAGAAUUGGUUGAUGGUCGUUGGGAUGCUUGCAGCAGCCAAAGGAUGGGGGUUGAUGGCUCAAGAAUGACUAUGAUGGUUGUUGGAAUGCUUGCAGUAGCUGAAGAAAGGGUAAAAGGAAGUGUUGGAGCUAGUCUAUUUCCAACGAAUAAAAGAGAGCAUUGGGACAUUUUUAUUUCCGGCAGGGAGUGCUUAAAGAAUAUCUCAUUUGCUCACCCACAUUGGAGAACUCCAAGUAAUGGGCUUGGACUUUGGUGCUCCUAA